Entelurus aequoreus (snake pipefish) is the source of this 1619-nucleotide messenger RNA. It is a transcript of the gene ubxn1, whose product is annotated as UBX domain protein 1. The transcript has 9 exons. The coding region runs from base 660 to 1418 and encodes 252 amino acids. The record is from RefSeq and is a predicted model, not a curated record. Gene Ontology annotation, molecular function: protein binding. NCBI's taxonomy places the organism in Eukaryota, Metazoa, Chordata, Actinopteri, Syngnathiformes, Syngnathidae.
UCCUCAUGGCAACAUUCUUCUAUUAGGAUGCUUUAUAACACCAUGCGAGUCUUUCACAGAUGGAGAUAAAUAUUAAUAACGUAAAGUGUUUGUUGGCGCUGCGCUCAAUUCCUCUUUUAUCUCGCGAGCCCAGCUUGGCUUCAAAGCUAACGCUAGCUUGUGCUCUUUGACUGCUAUGCUAACUAACAGUCAUGCUAACUAACAAUCAUGCUAACUAUCAGUCAUGCUAACUAACAUGCUAACUAACUGUAAUGCUAACUAACAUGCUAACUAACUGUAAUGCUAACUAACUGUAAUGCUAACUAACAGUCAUGCUAACUAACAGUCAUGCUAACUAACUGUAAUGCUAACUAACAUACUAACUAAAUGUAAUGCUAACUAACAGUCAUGCUAACUAACUGUCAUGCUAACUAACAGUCAUGCUAACUAACUGUAAUGCUAACUAACAGUCAUGCUGACUAACAUUCAUGUUGACUAACAUUCAUGCUAACUAACAUUCAUGCUAACUAACAGUCAUGCUAACUAACAUUCUUGUUAACUAACAGUCAUGCUAACUAACAGACAAGCUAACUAACAGUCAUGCUAACUAACAGUCAUGCUAACUAACAUGCUAAGUCCAGCAUAGUUUGUCGUCCUUCCACACAAGAAGAUUGAAGUAAAUGGUGCUGACCAUGGCAGACUUAUCAACCCUCGAGAGCCUUUUGGAGAUGGGCUUUGACCCAAAUAGGGCAGAGAGGGCGGUGGCCAGCACUGACAACCAGGGUAUUGAACAAGCCAUGGACUGGUUAAUGGAGCAUGAGAACGACCCCGACAUAGACCAGCCCUACAAACCUCCAGUAGAGAACAUCCUGGAUGAGCAGCAGACCAUCACACAGCAGCCUGCACUGGGCGACACAGCUGGAGUUGCCAGUGGAGAAGGCAGCCAGGUUGGUGAUGCUGACACCUCCAUGGCGGCGGAGGAGAAACUAGAGCAAGUCAAGAGGCUAGAGGAGCUGAUGCGGGUGAAGCAGGCGGAGCGGCGGGAGCGAGAGCGGGCGGAGGAGUUGGAGAGAGAGAAGCAGCGCAGGAAACAAGGACAAGAACUGCAACACAUUCGUCAGAAGAUACAAGAUGAUGACAUGAGGAAAUUGGCAGAGCUGAGGAACAAAGAGAAGAUGGAGGACAAGCUGGCCAGGCAGAGGGUGAAGGAGAAGAUCGCACGAGACCGAGAGGAGAGAGCACAGAAGUUUGGAGGCAGUGGAAGUUCCAGCACCAGCAGCUCAGUCCUGCCCAGCCCUCUGCCACCUACCACAGACUAUGACCAGUCCAGGAUACAGGCUUGGUGCCUUCAGCUGUGCUGGUGGUCACCAAAAAGUGAAGAGUUGAGAAGGGGGAUCUGCUCCGUGAGCCUACCUCACCACAAGAAGUGGACUCUGUGAUGGACAAGAUGUUUGAAGGGGAUGCUAGUGAAGCUAGUUGGCGUCUGACAAGUGAUCCUUCCAUAGUCAACUCUGGUUACUUGUUUAUUUGAAAGGGCCUUACUUCACUUCACAACAUCCUCAUUUGCUGAGAUUCUACUUUGACAGUUUUGUAAGUCAUGAUAUGCAGAAAUGACUUGAAAUAAAGCUGACUUGCAGAGU